This is a messenger RNA of Acanthosepion pharaonis, 549 nucleotides long. NCBI's taxonomy places the organism in Eukaryota, Metazoa, Mollusca, Cephalopoda, Sepiida, Sepiidae. The record is from the annotation of a GenBank genome assembly.
AUGUUUUUUCCCAAUAUUUUAACAGUUUAUUUCUCCCUUCUUGUCUGUCUUCAGGUAGUGCUUUCUUUUGAUUUUUUCUUUCUUCUUUUUCUCUUUCUUUUUUUCCUUUAUAUCAUAUUCUCUUCGGCAUUUCUUCUUUCUUUCUCUUAUCAUUUACGUUUCAUUUCCGUUGAUUCUGAUAUCAUUAUCUUCUUUGCAGUUCCUUUUUUCUUUUCUUUCUCUUCUCUUUAUUUAUAUUUAUCAUUAUCUCUUCAUUAUUUCUUCUUUCUUUUAUUUGUCAUUUACCUUUUCACUUUUCUUUAUUUCUUUCUUCUCUUUCUCUUCCGUUCUUUAUUUUAUCAUUUACCUUUAGAUUUUCUUUUUUUUUCUUUUUCUCUUUCUGUACCCUUUACUUCUUUUACCAUUUUCCAUUCAGCAUUUCUUCUUUCUUGCUUUCUUUCUUUUAUCAUUUACCUUUUCAUUUUUCCCUCUUUUUUCCUCCGUUUACAUUUCUUUAAUUCUUUUAUCAUUUACGAUUUUCAGUUUUUCUUCUCUUCUUCUCUAUCUUAA